Molecule: messenger RNA, 1410 nt
Organism: Elephantulus edwardii (Cape elephant shrew)
Lineage: Eukaryota; Metazoa; Chordata; Mammalia; Macroscelidea; Macroscelididae
Gene: PCDHA3
Product: protocadherin alpha 3
Exons: 2
Coding region: 1-1410 (469 amino acids)
Biological process (GO): homophilic cell-cell adhesion
Cellular component (GO): plasma membrane
Molecular function (GO): calcium ion binding
Source: RefSeq, a predicted model, not a curated record
AUGCUGUUAUCCUGUCGACAAGGUUUGGGAACCCGGCGCCUGCUGCUGUCGCUUCUCUUGUUGGCAGCCUGGGAGGCGGGGAGCGGCCAGGUCCACUACUCGGUGCCCGAGGAGGCCAAACACGGCACGUUCGUGGGCCGCAUCGCGCAGGACCUGGGGCUGGAGCUGGCGGAGCUGGUGCCGCGCCUGUUCCGGGUGGCGUCCAAAGGCCGCGGGGACCUUCUGGAGGUGAAUCUGCAGAACGGCAUUCUGUUUGUGAAUUCUCGCAUCGACCGCGAGGAGCUGUGCGGGCGGAGCGCGGGGUGCAGCAUCCACCUGGAGGUGAUCGUGGACAAGCCGCUGCAGGUCUUCCACGUGGAGGUGGAGGUGAAGGACAUUAAUGACAAUGCGCCGGUGUUCCCAGUGGCAAUAAAAAAUCUGUUUAUUUCCGAAUCCAGGCCUCCGGGUUCACGGUUUCCACUAGAGGGCGCGUCAGAUGCAGAUACUGGAGUGAAUUCUCUGUUGACCUAUGGGCUUGACUCCAAUGAGUAUUUUACACUGGAUGUUAAAAAAAAUGAUGAGGAAAUAAAAUCUCUGGGACUCGUGUUGAAGAAGCUUUUAAACCGAGAGGAAAUUUCAGAGCAUCAUUUAGUAAUAACGGCAGUUGACGGUGGGAAGCCAGAGCUCACUGGAACAACUCAACUGAAAAUUACUGUGCUGGAUGUAAACGACAACGCCCCAUCAUUUGAGAAGAUGGUCUACAAAGUGAGAUUAUUCGAAAAUGUACCAAAUGGUACCCUGGCAGUGAUUGUUAACGCUUCUGAUUUGGAUGAAGGGAUAAAUAAAGACAUUGUAUAUUCUUUAAGUUCUGACACGUCGGCAGAUAUUCUGUCAAAAUUCCACUUAGAUCCAGUCAAUGGACACAUAAGUGUAACGGGUAAAAUAGAUUUCGAAGAAAAAAUGUCAUUUGAAAUCCAGGUAGAAGCAAUUGAUAAAGGAAAUCCCCCGAUGACGGGUCACUGCACUGUUUUGUUGGAGAUUGUGGACACCAAUGAUAAUAUACCUGAAUUAGUAAUAAAAUCACUAUCAUUACCAGUAUCAGAAGAUGCUCCCCGCGGCACUGUCAUCGCCUUGAUCAGCGUGUCUGACCGCGACUCCGGCUUAAAUGGGCAAGUGACCUGCUCCCUGACACCUCUUGUCCCCUUCAAGCUGGUGUCCACCUUCAAGAAUUACUACUCGCUGGUGCUGGACGGCGCCCUGGACCGCGAGAGCGUGCCGGCCUAUGAUCUGGUGCCUGCUGGUGCUGACGCUGCUGCUGUACACGGCGCUGCGGUGCUCGGCGCCGCCGGCAGAGGGCGCGUGCGGUCCGGGGAAGCCGAGGCUGGUGUGUUCGAGCGCGGUGGGGAGCUGGUCGUGCUCCCAGCAGAGUAG